AUGCCGAUACAUGUUUGCAAGCACUGCAGUAGCAGCGAUCUCGACAAAGACCCGGCAAGGGGCGACACGGUCUGCAAGAAUUGUGGCACAGUCUUGGAAGAGAAUGCGAUCGUUUCUGAGGUGGAGUUCCAAGAGUCACGCGGCGGUGGCCAGUCGAUGGUCGGACAGUUUGUUUCAGCCGACUCCUACACGAUAUCAUCGGUUGGCGGAAAUCACACAAUUUACAAUCGCAGCUCGAGAGAACUGACAAUUCAGAAGGCUCGCAAGGGCAUUCAGAGGAUAGCCAGUCAAUUGCAUGUCAACCAGCAGUGCGUAGAGGAGGCCCUGGGCUUUUACAAGCUGGCUCUUAUGCGGAAGCUGGUAACUGGCCGAAGAUCGUCGUACGUUUAUGGCGCUAGUUUGUACGUGACAUGUCGGUUGGAAGGAACAGCACACAUGCUGUUGGAUUUUUGCGAUGUGCUACAAGUGAACAUCUACGAACUCGGCCGGGUGUACAUGUUUCUGUCGCGGUCGCUGUAUCUGAAGUUGCCACCAACAGACCCCUGCGUUUACGUGACGAUGAUUGCGAUGAGAGUGGUGCAGCGGAUGAAGCGAGAUUGGAUGGGUUUCGGUCGUCGACCAACGGGACUUUGCGGAGCCGCUCUUCUGGUUGCCGCUCGAUUUUGCGGCUUUUACAGGUCGGUGGAAGAUGUGGUGAAAGUAGUGAAUAUUGGUGCACCUGUGCUGAAACGACGAAUGGACGAGUUUGCCAUAACCCCUUCUGCCAAGCUGACCAUGGACGAAUUCAAGGUUGUCGAUCUCGAAGAAGAAUGUGAUCCGCCAUCAUUCACGGCAGCAAAACUGAAGGUAACGUUUACUUCUUAA
This is a messenger RNA of Soboliphyme baturini, 864 nucleotides long. The record is from the annotation of a GenBank genome assembly. NCBI's taxonomy places the organism in Eukaryota, Metazoa, Nematoda, Enoplea, Dioctophymatida, Soboliphymatidae.